GUCCCCGCUUCCCUCGAUCUGACCACCGGCGUCGACUCUCGCGAUAUCAUCAUCGAUACCUCCACCAACAUCUCCGCUCGCCUCUACCUCCCCACCUCCAACUCCUCCGAUCAAAAAAUCCCCAUCUUGCUCUACCUCCACGGAGGCGGCUUCUGCAUCGAAUCUGCUGCAUCCCCCAACUACCACCGCCUCCUCAACACCCUCUCAGCCGCCGCCCCUCUUCUCGGCAUCUCCCUCAACUACCGCCUCGCGCCAGAGCACCGCCCCCCCGCCGCAUACGAAGACGCAUGGGCCGCUAUUCAGUGGGUCAUUUCCUUAGCCGACCCCUGGAUCGCCCGAUUCGGAGAUCUAAACCGUCUGUUCAUCGCCGGCGAUAGCGCCGGCGGGAACAUUGUUCACCAGUUAGCGAUGCGAUUGGGGGCGGCGGGGUUGCGGGUGAAGGGAAUGGCUUUGAUUCAUCCGUUCUUUUGGGGGUCGGAGCCGGUGGGGUUGGAGCCACGGGAUAGGGAGUUCAGGGAUUGGAUGAACCGGCGGUGGUGGUUCACGUUUCCGGGAGCGGUUGGAUUGGAUGAUCCGAGGUGGAAUCCGACGGCGGAGGGGGCGCCGAGUUUGGCGGGGCUGGGUUGCGAGCGGGUGUUGGUGACGGUGGCGGAUAAGGAUUAUUUGAAGUACAGGGGGAGGGAGUACUACGAGAGGCUGAAGGAAAGCGGGUGGAAGGGGGUGGCGGAGUUUGUGGAGACGCCGGCGGCGGGUCAUGUUUUUCAUAUACUGGAUCAUGCAUCUGAGAUUGCUGUGAAGAAGGUGAGGAUUUUGGCUGAUUUCUUUGGCCGGGAUUGAGUGGAGAGGAUCCCACACGGCCACACCCCAUGUAUUUGGAGGCUUAGAUUUAUUGGAUAUAAGUAAUAUUUUAUCCUCCUUUUGUAACCUAAUUAAUACCAUAAAUAAUGGGAUGGCAAUCAAUAGGAUGAUUUGUAUAAGUGCCUUUUUUA
Molecule: messenger RNA, 989 nt
Organism: Phalaenopsis equestris
Lineage: Eukaryota; Viridiplantae; Streptophyta; Magnoliopsida; Asparagales; Orchidaceae
Product: probable carboxylesterase 2
Molecular function (GO): hydrolase activity
Source: RefSeq, a predicted model, not a curated record